Molecule: messenger RNA, 2634 nt
Organism: Hipposideros armiger (great roundleaf bat)
Lineage: Eukaryota; Metazoa; Chordata; Mammalia; Chiroptera; Hipposideridae
Product: neuronal tyrosine-phosphorylated phosphoinositide-3-kinase adapter 2
Exons: 5
Biological process (GO): phosphatidylinositol 3-kinase/protein kinase B signal transduction; neuron projection morphogenesis
Source: RefSeq, a predicted model, not a curated record
UGCAGGGCGGGUGGAGGCAAAAUUGAUAUCAAAUAAGGGUAUCAAACUGAGAUGCGGAUGUUCCGUUUAAGUUGUUGCUCAUUUACAUUAGCCAUGCCAGGGGUGAAAAGCUUAUAACUUAAACAUCCUCUGUAGUGAAAACGUCUCUUUUCUGAUGGAUUUAUAUUUUUCUUCUUCAUACAGGCAGAAGGAGUGCUGUGGUGGAUACAAAUGAAGGGGUUUCUGUAUCCUCUUUUCGUUUUAUUAUUUACUAAUCAGGCUUUAGCUCAGGUAGAUAAAAGAGAGAGGUUCUAUUGCCUAGAUGGGAGGCCUUUAAUGACAAUGGGGGGCCCCAGGGAGCCGAAAUCCGAAGUAGAACGAUGAUGCUUUCGGGUUUCUUGUCAUUUCUUCAGUUGCGUCUUCCCCUCCUUUUUCCAAUGGGCCUAGUGAGCAGGAACUGUCCAAGGUGCUAGAAUGCCGGCAGCUCGGCCGUUCAAUGCAGGCGGAUCGCAGAAAGAGAGACGAGAGAUUACUGCUUAUUUCAGAAGAAUAUAAUCAAAUGAAGCACCUUAGCCAGCCUGGGUGAUUGUUUCGAGUCUUGUAAUCAUCUGGGUAGCAAAGUGGGUAAAAACAUUCAGUUUCUUCCCUGCUGGACCUGGAAGGAGAGGGGCUGUGUGUUCAUCCCCACCCAUUAGCUAUGCCCUCUUUUCUCUGAAUGUCGAUUUCAGGAAGCAAGCACCUGUCUUCUGUCACCGUGUCUUCCUAGAAAACUUUAAAGGCCAUUUUAUCUGAUAGGAAGAACAUCAAGAAUGCUCUGAUCUGUAGUGAUGAAGAAUCUGGGAGUGGACACUUUUCCCAUCCAGAUACAAUGCACUUUAAUUGAAGAAAAACUGAGCUGAACUACAAGCCUAUUUGUUAUGGUGCUGGAUUACUCCUACAGAAGUGCCCUGAGAUCAACCGCGAGCGAGGGCUCUGACAGACACGAGUCACCUUUCUGAUCAUUGCACUUAGCUCUCCCUGGGGACUUACAUUUUGGAAGUGUUCCUUUUUACAUGAUAUCCUCCAAGAUGAUGAGUUCUAAUCCAGAGGAAGACCCUUUGGACACAUUUCUUCAGUAUAUUGAGGAUAUGGGGAUGAAGGCUUAUGAUGGCUUGGUUAUUCAGAAUGCAUCAGACAUCGCUCGAGAGAAUGAUCGCUUGAGAAAUGAAACAAACCUGGCCUACUUGAAGGAGAAGAAUGAAAAACGCCGAAGACAAGAAGAAGCAAUAAAACGCAUAGGUGGAGAAGUAGGGAGAAGCCACGAAGGAAGUUACGUGGGCAAACAUUUCCGCAUGGGGUUCAUGACGAUGCCUGCACCUCAGGACAGACUUCCCCAUCCUUGCUCCAGCGGCUUUUCCGUGAGGUCACAGUCUCUGCACUCGGUUGGGGGCACCGAUGACGACAGCAGCUGUGGCUCCCGGAGACAACCACCCCCCAAGCCCAAGAGGGACCCUAGUACCAAGCUGAGCACAUCGUCAGAGACCGUCAACAGUACAGCCACCACCAGUAAGGGCGGGAAAGCCCCAGAGAGGACUGAAGUAUCAGCCAAACCAAGACCCCACAGUGACGAAUAUUCAAAGAAGAUUCCUCCCCCCAAACCAAAACGCAACCCAAACACUCAGCUCAGCACAUCGUUUGAUGAAACGUACAUCAAAAAGCACGGGCCCAGGAGGACAUCGCUCACGCGUGACUCCUCCCUCUGCCAGGUCGGCGGCCCCGCAGGGGACGCGGAGGAGGAGGAGCCGGUGUACAUCGAGAUGGUGGGGAACAUUCUCAGAGACUUCAGGAAAGAGGAUGACGACCAGAGCGAGGCCGUCUAUGAAGAAAUGAAAUACCCCAUUUUUGACGACUUAGGCCAAGACCCAAAAUGCGACCUUGACCAUCACAGUUGUUCUUCGCAGUGUGCUACUCCCACCGUGCCUGACUUGGACUUGGCCAAGUCCUCAGUGCCAUGUACUCCAAAGGGUUUGCUUUGUGACAUCCCCCCACCCUUCCCCAACCUGCUUUCUCAUAGACCUCCCCUGCUGGUGUUCCCGCCAGCCCCGGUGCAGUGCUCCCCCAAUUCCGACGAGUCCCCGCUCACCCCGUUGGAGGUCACCAAGCUCCCUGUGUUGGAAAACGUGUCUUACAUGAAACAGCAGGCCGGAGCCUCUCCAUCCUCGCUGCCCUCCGGCCACCCUAAGCUGGAGAAGGACCAGAGCGGAGCCCUGGGACCUGCGUCUGCGCUCUCCUCGUCCCCUCCUCCGCCUUCCGCUCUGUACCGAACGCAGUCCCCCCACGGCUACCCGAAAAGUCACUCUGCCUCCCCGUCGCCUGUGAGCAUGGGGAGGUCCCUGACCCCCCUCAGCCUCAAAAGGCCUCCGCCGUACGAUGCUGUGCCUUCAGGCAGCCUCGCGAGGAGCUCUCCCUCAGUGCCUCCUUCCAGCACCAGGCCAGUGUCACAGGACGGGGGCAAGAUGGUCAGUGCUUCGGUGAACACCUAUGGGUCGGCCCCGAGUGGCUCCCGGUCCAGGACGCCCACGAGUCCGCUGGAAGAACUCACCAGCCUCUUUACGUCGGGACGAAGCCUGCUGAGGAAGUCCUCCAGCGGCCGCCGGUCUAAAGAACCUGCAGAGA